Molecule: messenger RNA, 1726 nt
Organism: Suillus paluster
Lineage: Eukaryota; Fungi; Basidiomycota; Agaricomycetes; Boletales; Suillaceae
Exons: 7
Coding region: 41-1570 (509 amino acids)
Cellular component (GO): mitochondrion
Molecular function (GO): catalytic activity; FAD binding
Source: RefSeq, a predicted model, not a curated record
AUAGACAGGUCAUCCGUACGUCCCUUCCUCGACCUUCACAAUGCUACAUCUUAAUCGUUCAAUACGGAAUUCAGCGUUUAAUCCUCGUAGAUGGGCUCAUAACAUUCCUACCUUUUCUCAUUUAAACGCGGUCAAUGAAGAAGAUAUCGCACACUUUUCAAACAUACUCGCACCCACGUCUAUACUCUCAACCCUUCAAUCAGUCUCCACCCCCGCAGAUGAUAUUGCCCCAUACAAUGUAGACUGGAUGGGAAAGUACCACGGUCAAGCAAACUCUGUUCUUCGCCCCCGAACUACACAGCAAGUCAGUGAAAUUGUCAAGUAUUGCGCUCACCGUAAAAUUGGCAUAGUCCCACAAGGCGGUAAUACUGGUCUAGUCGGUGGUGGUAUUUCUCUCCAGAAAGAGAUUGUCCUCAGCUUGGGCGCAAUGAACUCUGUUCGCUCCUUUGAUCCCGUGUCCGGUAUUCUCGUGGCAGAUGCUGGUUGCAUUCUCCAAUCUCUGAGUGAAUACAUUGCACCUCACAAUCACAUCAUGCCCCUUGACCUCGGUGCAAAGGGAAGCUGUCAGAUCGGUGGCAAUAUAUCAACCAAUGCAGGUGGUCUUCGACUCCUUCGUUACGGCUCACUGCAUGGAACGGUCCUCGGACUCGAAGUAGUUCUCCCGGAUGGUACAAUCCUCGACCAGUUAUCCACCCUGCGCAAGGAUAAUACCGGCUACGACCUUAAACAGCUCUUCAUUGGCGGAGAGGGUACACUCGGUAUCGUAACCGGUGUCUCCAUCCUCACACCCCCUGCACCCCAGGCCACCAAUAACAUCUUCUUGGCAUUACCACGCUUUGAAAAUGUCCUACCACUCUUCCAAACUGUCAAACGCCAACUCGGAGAAAUCAUGUCCGCUUUCGAGUACAUCGACCGCACCGCUUACGACAUGGGUCUCCAGCACGGCCUUGGCCCUUUGCUUAGCCCAGACGAAGUUGGCGACUCCCAAAUCUUUGUACUCGUUGAAACAAGCGGUGGGAACCAAGAUCACGACUUAGAGAAACUCAACAAUCUUCUCGAGAACUUGUUAACCGCUGACGAACCCCUCAUUAACACUGGUGUUCUUUCUCAGUCGCCCACUCAAUUUAACUCGAUAUGGGCUCUGCGUGAAGGCUUGACCGAGUGUGUUCAGAAGGAAGGCAAACCAUACAAAUACGACGUUUCUGUUCCCCUUGCCGACUUCCAGAAGGUCGUCGAUACUAUUCGGGAGCGCUUGAUUUCGAAAGGGCUGUAUGGGGACCAUGCGAUUUCCAAAGUCAUGGGAUACGGCCAUGUUGGUGACGGAAACUUGCACCUGAACGUAAUCGCCAAGCAUGGGUACCGCCCGGAGCUUGAGGCAGCACUGGAGCCUUUCAUUUAUGAACUUGUUGCUUCUCACAAGGGCUCGGUGUCUGCGGAGCACGGCAUUGGAUCCAUGAAGAGGGAUGCACUGCAUUACUCCAAGAGCGAUGUCAGCAUUGACUGGAUGAGGAAAAUCAAGCAGGUCUUUGAUCCUUUGAAUAUCAUGAACCCCGGCAAGGUUCUUCCUUAGAGCCAGAGUUUAUAUCACGCCGAUACGAUCCGUUGACGUGACUUCACGCAUCAAACUAUCACUUACCACGACUGUCACGAUGAGUAGACGUAGCUAUGCCAUUUACAUUUACUAGGGUAUAUUAAGUCGCAAUGGAUCUUUUGUGUUUCGCAUUUA